Molecule: messenger RNA, 765 nt
Organism: Danio aesculapii
Lineage: Eukaryota; Metazoa; Chordata; Actinopteri; Cypriniformes; Danionidae
Gene: vkorc1l1
Product: vitamin K epoxide reductase complex, subunit 1-like 1
Exons: 3
Coding region: 53-580 (175 amino acids)
Biological process (GO): vitamin K metabolic process; peptidyl-glutamic acid carboxylation
Molecular function (GO): vitamin-K-epoxide reductase (warfarin-sensitive) activity
Source: RefSeq, a predicted model, not a curated record
AACGGUUUCAGGCAGUGGAGGCUGCGCGCGCUCGUGCAAAGGCCGGGAAAAAAUGGCGGCGCCCGUCUUGCGAGUGUCCACCCCUCGCUGGGAGCGGAUAGUCCGGCUGCUCGUGUGUCUCUCAGGAAUUUUGUUAUCCCUGUAUUCUUUCCAUGUGGAGAGGGAAAAAAACCGAGACGCCAACUACCGCGCCAUGUGCGACCUGAGCAGCUCCAUCAGCUGCUCCAAAGUCUUCACGUCCAGAUGGGGUCGAGGAUUUGGACUGUUGGGAUCCAUUUUUGGGAACGACAGUGCAGUAAACCAGCCAAACAGUGUCUAUGGAAUUUUCUUUUAUGUCUUUCAACUGUUACUAGGUUUGACGGCCAGUGCGAUGGCUGCUCUGAUUCUCAUGACCACAUCCAUCGCGUCAGUGAUGGGCUCGCUAUACCUGGGCUACAUCCUCUACUUCGUCCUGAAGGACUUCUGCGUCAUCUGCAUCACCACAUACGCACUGAACUUCAUCCUGUUUGUGCUCAACUACAAGCGACUGGUUUACUUGAACGAGGCCUGGAAGCAGCAGCUCCAAGACAAGCGGGACUAGACUCGCAACAACCCCAGCGGAAGUAUAGAAGGAUAACAAAUCAUCCAACACAUGGGAGGGAAAAAAAGAUAACGUGACCUCUGAAAAUAUUUUGUGACUUGCCACCAGGAGACCUUGCUUCCAAAACAAAUGUUCAUUCUGUUGUGUGUGUGUGUAUAUGUGUGUGUGAGUGUGUGUGUGUGUGU